CAUGGCCACCCACACGUCCCUUGUUGACUGGGAGCCUGCUUGCUAAAUGAUGUUAAAUAAGACAGUGGCAUAAAAUGAUUCAAUCGGGAUUUUAUCAAUCCCAGAUCACAAAUAUGUAUUGUACACACAAAGCGUUUGAAAAACGAGUUCAGUAGCGAACGAUAUUGAACGUGUAGAUGGGUAACCAACCCUCGAGCUAGCUGUGCUAGUUGGGCACAAACAUAAACAUUCCUUUAAGGCUAGCUAGCUUCGAAAUUGAAAGAUUCAUUUAUUGUGGGAAGAUGUUGGGUUUUCUAACAGCAAGACAGGCUGGACUUGACGACCCACUUCGUCUGAGACGGGCAGAGUCAACACGGAGGGUCCUCAAUUUAGAGCUGAAUCAUGACAGAGAUGUGGAUCGAAUCCAUAGCAACGGCGUAAACACCAUAGACAUUGAAGUCAUUGAGGGCAGAUACAUGCUGUCUGGAGGGGCAGAUGGGGUGAUUGUGGUGUAUGACCUGGAGAACAACAGCAGGAAACCCCAAUACACCUGUAAAGCAGUCUGCACUGUAGGCAGGUCCAGUCGGUAUGUCCACAGGUUCAGUGUAGAGACAGUGCAGUGGUACCCACACGACACAGGCAUGUUUGUCUCCAGCUCCUUUGACAAAACCAUGAAGGUCUGGGACACUGAGACACUAAAGCCCGCUGAAGUGUUCCAGUUUGAAGGAAACGUCUACUGUCAUCACAUGUCCCCCAUUGCCAGGAAACACAGCCUCAUCGCAGUGGGUACCAAAGACCAGAAAGUACAGCUCUGUGACCUGAAGUCUGGCUCACGCAUCCAGGUUUUGCAGGGUCACAGAGGUGAGGUCCUAUCUGUUCGAUGGUCGCCAAGAUAUGAGCACAUUUUAGCUACAGCCAGUACUGACAGCAGGGUGUUGGUGUGGGAUGUGCGUCGGGCCUCAGGGAGCCUGUUUUCUCUGGAUCAACACAACGGGGACAAGUCCAAGGCCUCAUCAGAGGCAGUGAACACAGCCCAUAAUGGAAGGGUAAAUGGCCUCUGCUUCACGGUCGACGGCCUCUACCUUCUCACCACGGGAACAGACGACCGCAUGAGGCUGUGGAACAGUGCCAAUGGAAAAAACACACUGGUGAAUUAUGGGAAGGUGAGUAACAAUAGCCGUAAGGGGUUAAAGAUCACGGUGUCUCGUAGCUGCAGCCCGGAGUUUGUGUUUGUACCUUGUGGCAGCUCAGUGGCGGUGUACACUCUACACACCGGGGAGCUCGUAACCAUGCUAAGGGGACACUACAACAACGUGGACUGCUGCCAGUUCCACCCCGACUACCAGGAGCUAUACAGCGGGGGUAAAGACUGUAACAUCCUAGCCUGGGUUCCUGUUGUACGACCACCAGACAUGGAAGAAGAAGGGACAGCCGCCAAGGGUGGGAGCCAGGCUACGGUGAAUCCUGCUUUUGAAGACGCAUGGAGCAGUGAUGAGGACUGAUGCAUAAGCACAACUGUACAGCCCUACUCCAUCGGACAUAGCUUUAGGAAUCUCAUCAUGGUGCUAGCUUUAGGAAUCUCAUCAUGGUGCUAGCUUUAGGAAUCUCAUCAUGGUGCUAGCUUUAGGAAUCUCAUCAUGGUGCUAGCUUUAGGAAUCUCAUCAUGGUGCGAGCUUUAGGAAUCUCAUCAUGGUGCUAGCUUCAGGAAUCUCAUGUUGCAUCUGAAGACUUAAAAAAAAAACUACAAAUGCAGUUUACAUUACAUUACAUUUACAUUUAAGUCAUUUAGCAGACGCUCUUAUCCAGAGCGACUUACAACUCUACUGUGGAGUUGGAGAAUGAACCUUAAUAGACUUUGAAUCUCUGUUGUGAUAUCUGAUUUAUCUUUUAUUUUUAUAUACAAAAUGGAAAUCUACACUGAGUGUUUGAAACAUUAGGAACACCUUCCUAAUAUUCAGUUGCAUCCCCUUUUGCCCCAGAACAGCCUCAAUUUGUCGGGGCACCUCUACAGGUGUCGAAAGCGUUUCACAGGGAUGCUGGCUCAUGUUGACUCCAACCCACAGUUGUGUUAAUUUAGCUGGAUGUCCUUUGGGUGUUGGACCAUUCUUGAUACACACGGGAAACUGUUACCCAUCUGCGUUGCAGUUAUUGACACACUCAAACCGGUGUGCCUGGCACCUACUACCAGCAGCAUACUGUCAGCAGCAUACUGUCAGCAGCAUACUGUCAGCAGCAGCAGCAUACUGUCAGCAGCAUACUGUC
Oncorhynchus gorbuscha (pink salmon) is the source of this 2241-nucleotide messenger RNA. RefSeq names its product excision repair cross-complementation group 8 (gene ercc8). Gene Ontology annotation, biological process: protein polyubiquitination; transcription-coupled nucleotide-excision repair; proteasome-mediated ubiquitin-dependent protein catabolic process. The coding region runs from base 282 to 1481 and encodes 399 amino acids. The transcript is spliced from 12 exons. The record is from RefSeq and is a predicted model, not a curated record. Gene Ontology annotation, cellular component: nucleotide-excision repair complex; Cul4A-RING E3 ubiquitin ligase complex. Gene Ontology annotation, molecular function: protein binding. Lineage: Eukaryota; Metazoa; Chordata; Actinopteri; Salmoniformes; Salmonidae.